Molecule: messenger RNA, 3046 nt
Organism: Tribolium madens (black flour beetle)
Lineage: Eukaryota; Metazoa; Arthropoda; Insecta; Coleoptera; Tenebrionidae
Product: neuronal calcium sensor 2
Exons: 5
Coding region: 308-868 (186 amino acids)
Molecular function (GO): calcium ion binding
Source: RefSeq, a predicted model, not a curated record
GCCGUCGCAGGACCAGUCGCAGGAGCGCGUUAGUUUAGCGUGUUCGUGUUUCCACUGUUCUGUCUUUCUUCGGCGUCUCAAAAUUCCCAUAAUGUCAAUUUAAGUGAAGUGUCGCACAUUAUUUUAUUCGGUUUUUGACGCGGAUGAUGGACGACAACACAUUAAUCUAUCCCAGGACGAAUUAUCCUUAAAUUUUUUUCACGAUGAAAAAGUACUAGUGGCGUACACCACCUGCAAUAACGCGCACAGCAAGGGAUUAAAACCUGAAUUUCAGCACAGACUACGGUGAAAGGCUGCGCGAGGCAAGAUGGGAUGCUUCGGCAGCAAAGACAAGCUGUCCAAGGAAGAUAUGGAUUUUUUGAAAAGCCACACUCGUUAUGACGAAAGUACAAUAAAAGAAUGGUACAAAGGCUUUAAGCAAGACUGCCCAAAUGGACGUUUGACCCCAGCUAAAUUCGUAGACAUGUACAAGAUGUUCUUCCCAUCUGGAAAUGCCGAAGAAUUCUGCGAUCAUGUUUUUAGAACUUUUGAUAUGGACAAAAAUGGCUACAUCGACUUUAAGGAAUUCCUGUUGGCGAUCGAUGUGACGUCGAGCGGCACUCCAGAAGAAAAACUAAAAUGGGCUUUUCGUAUGUACGAUGUGGAUGGGAAUGGUGUUAUAGACAUCCAGGAAAUGACUAAAAUCGUUCAGGCGAUUUACGACAUGUUGGGGGCCUGUUCGUCGAACCGCCCUGCCGAUUCGGCCGAAGAGCGAGCAAAGAACAUCUUUGCAAAAAUGGACGAGAACAACGACGGCCAAUUGACACAAGAUGAAUUUCUCAAAGGAUGCUUGCAGGACGAAGAAUUAUCGAAAAUGUUAGCUCCUUAAUGUGCAGCAGCGUGAAAAGAGCCGUUUGCGUUUAUCACAAGAAGACUCUUGUCAGAUCACGGGUACAUUUUCAUAUACUUUCGAAUCGAAACCAUCCGAGAUUUGUAGUAAUGUGCAUGAGUUUUUAACAUCGAUCACAUUUAUUGCCCCAUUUCGGUUGAUUUAGCUCUGAUUAUGGUAUCGUUUUAUUACGGAUUAAGAGGUGAACAAUUUUAAAAAAUACGACCAAGUAACUAAACUGAUUACAGGGUGUUUGAUUUGCAUGAUUUUGACAAUGACUGACAAUCGAUUUCUUAUUGGUACUAACACCCUGAUAAAGACCAAGUCUUAAAUGAUAAAAAUCUAAAGUCAAUUAUUUGUAAAGAAGACGUUUUUAGUGCGUUGCAAGGUAGGUAGGUAGUGUGUAGCGAUCGAAGUUUGUCGUCAACCGCGUUCGUGUUUCUCAUGAGAAUAAUUUCAUUGAUUUAGUUCGAAACUGCCAUAUUUUUCUACGUAGAAACCAGUUUGCGUGAUUUUAAUCCGUAAUAAGAGCAUGCCGCUUGAGGUUUGUUUGGGUUACUCUCAACAUUUCGAAAGUUAUUUUUUUAAUUGUUCGAUUUGGUAAUUAAAAAUGUACUUAGAACUUAGACAAAUCGGGUGCACAGGUCGGUUUAUGGGUGUUUAUAAUAUGGAUGUAUUUACCAUUUUAAGCAUAUCAUGAGUGUUACUCUCCCUGUGUAGUGGCCCAUCCGAAUUUAUGGAGUUACUUAUUUGCUCGAAAAAAACUGUAAAAAGUGUUAACUCAUUGGCGAAUUUUUAUGUAAUCUAUCCAUUUAUAAAAGUAUUUGUUUUUAAAUCACAUAAAUUACUCAAUUUUCUUCUAAACACCAUAACAAUACAGAAAUUUUCCGGAAAAUUAAUAACUGGAUUUUUUUGCCACCAAAAAUAACCUCAAAUAUUUAGUAAAAUUAUAUUUUAAACAUCAAAAACUAAGACUUACUUACUUGAACUUGAUUGGCAAAAACGUGUCAUUAAUGACGUUUUUGACAAUGAUUCGAAAAAAUUUCUGGAAACAAUCAAUGCGCUCGGGAUAUUAUAAGUGAAAAAACAUGAUAGAAAAACUGUUAAAGUCAUUAAAAGAAAAUUGAAAUUUUGUGGCAAAAAUAGUGUUUUUUGGACUAUUUUUCAAAAUGUGUUGUUUUUUCAAUGAAAUAAGUUGAUAUUAUUGAGAGCAAAUUAAGAAAUUGACAAAUUUACAUAAGUAAAAAAAUUUUACACACACAAUUUUUAAAAACACCAACGGCACAUGAAAAAAAAUGCAAUAAUUACACUUUAUUUAUUAUUCACUUUAUUUACGACUGUGUUAUCGAAUUUUCAUCGUUUUGGUUGCUUUUUAUGUCAUGACAAAUUUACAUGACAAUUAAUAUCGAAUUAAGAAAUCGGAACAUUACAAUUUUUUUUAUAAGAAAACAAACAUUGUAUUAUACAUUUUUUUUCGUACUAAAAAGUUGAAAGCUAUCAAUUUUAGUGAAAAAACCAUCAGUUUAUUACAGUUAAUUUUCAAAUGUACGUAUCAAAAAAAUUUUUUGUACUUGAUUCGAUUUGUAGUUUUUUUUUAAUUGUGUUGUUUUUUUAAUGAAAAAAAUUGAUAUUAUUGAGAGCAAAUUAAAAAAUUAUUAUUCUGGAUAAUCAACAAUGACUGCUAAGUCUGGAGUUUUUUUUUGCAAUUAUUGCAAAACUGCUGCUAGUGGAAUAAAAAAAACCCUAAUGAAAUUUUAUAUUUCUUAAUCUCCAAUAUUGUUUUAUGGAAAUACAGGGUGUUUUGGAAUUGUUAAUAAAAACGUAUUGAUGAUUUUUAUAAAAUAAUGAGUUUUUUCUACUAAUUUAUUUUCAAAAGUGAAUAGUUUUUGUUUGUUUAUUUAUUAAAGGCUACAAAUGCAAUAGUUUUUUUUUCAACAAAUCAAAAUUAAAUUUCGAUAAACAAUUUGCAUAAUUGUUAGUUAAAUAUAUUUUUUUCUAAAAAAAUACAAGGUGUUAAAUCGGGUGAUUCUUUUCUUUUCCAUUAUUAUACAAAAUUGUUUUUAUUUGCAAUAUCGUUUUUUGUAUUAAAAAAAUUCUUAAUUUUAGUCAAAAAACCAUCAGUUUUUUACAGUUAAUUUUCCUAUCAAAAAAUUUUUUUGUUUAUUUAUCAUUGUACUC